Molecule: messenger RNA, 636 nt
Organism: Hibiscus syriacus
Lineage: Eukaryota; Viridiplantae; Streptophyta; Magnoliopsida; Malvales; Malvaceae
Product: putative GATA transcription factor 22
Exons: 4
Coding region: 1-636 (211 amino acids)
Biological process (GO): regulation of DNA-templated transcription
Molecular function (GO): zinc ion binding; sequence-specific DNA binding
Source: RefSeq, a predicted model, not a curated record
AUGGGGUUUGACGAUGAUAACGAUGUAGGGAUAGCCGGAGGUGGUAAAGGAGAAGCAGACAAAAUGGGGUUGACGAUGACCAAUGGCUGGCGUUAUGGAAUUCCAAAGGUUGAGCCGAACAGUGAUUUGCAACAUCGUGUUGAGAUGAUGAGUAAUAAUGAUAAGUUUCCAUGUACGGUUCAUAAUGGCGAAGAAACCAAUUGCUUCAGUAACACUAAUAACGCCACUAGAGCCUGCUCCGACUGCAACAAAACCACUACUCCUUUGCGGAGAAGGGGCUCUCGAGGUCCCAAGUCGCUUUGCAAUGCCUGUGGGAUUCGUCAAAGGAAGGCGAGACGCGCCCUGGAAGCAGCGGCAAAUGGGGCGGCUGUGGUGACUGAUGCAGCGCCUUUGAAGAUCAAGGUACACGGAAACAAGGAAAUGAAGAAAUCGCGUAGGGUAUACAAGAAACAGCUGAAGAGUAAUUCAGGGAAUAACUGUCUCCAUGCUGAGAUGGAGAGGCAGAAGAGGCUUUGCUUGAAGGAAUUUGGUUUAAGUUUGAGCAGGAACUCGGGUUUGCGGCGUGUGUUCCCUCGGGACGUGGAAGAUGCUGCAAUCCUCCCAAUGGAACUAUCUUGUGGCUUUUCUCACAGUUGA